AGUUGGAAUCUCCAUCAAGCGAGAAAGCUCGGCUUGGGCGAUGUCCCUUUUGCUUCUCCCUCCCUCUCCGAAGCUCCUCCCCUUCAGCGCCGGAGCUUGGUUGCCGUGGCGACGAAAGCGGCGUUGCCGGUUGCUAAGAUGGCGGCCGUCUCUGGAUUCCCCUGAGGGGCUUCUCUGGGUGCUUCCAAGGCGGCAAGUGGGGCUCGCGGGGGCUCGCUGCGGGUGGUCCGAGGAGCCCGGAACGCGAGCGCCCGAACCCUGUCAGACCCACCGCGCGCCGGGGCGAGUGACUGGGUCUGUGUUGGGCGGAGAAAAGGAUGGCGGCGGAAGGCUAAGGGUGGAUGGAGCUUGGCGGCGGUGGCGGCGGCGGCGGCAGCAGCGGCGGCGGCGGUGGCUACUAUCCCAGCUCCUGGAGGCCGGCGACAGCGGUGGCGGCAGAGCGCAGCAGCCCGGCUUUGGGUAGGGCGUCCGCGGAAGUCGCUGCUGCUGCUGGAGGCGAUCUUUCCACGACUGCUCCAUGCUGGAGGAAGGGCUUAUCGGAAAGUGCCCCGCCGCGGGGACUUGGCCGCCGGUCCUUGAACGCUUUCGUCCCUUGCACGUAUCCUCCCAGAAAUCUAAAGGUUCUUCUUGAAAGAGAUUUAUCAAAAGAGCGUCAUGAAUUGCUAAAAGACCAAAGAUUGUUUCGUAAUCGAGCAAGAAAACAUUCUAUAGAAACAAAUAAAAGGAGGAGAGCACUUGAAGAAAAAUGGAAAGAGAAUGAAGAAAAAGAACAAAAAUUUAGAGAACAAAUAUUGCUGCAGAGGAAACUGAAACAUCAGGAAGCAACUGAAAAAUUCCAGCGCAGUCAUAUUUCAUCUUCACAACAUAAGAAAGGAGUACAGAGAAAGCCAGAAAAUAAAUUGGAUGAAGCCCAGAAAUGUCAGGUUCCAGGAUUAUCAUCUAGAGUCAUUGAAAGCUCUAUUGGGAUAAAUUCCUCAGUUACGAGAAAUGGUCCUUUUCAAUGGAAACAGAACUCAGCAAAAGCUAUUUAUGAUAGAACGCUGCAGGUAAAAAACAGGAUAAACCCAUGCAAUGGCCAGCUUCUCCUCCAAAAAAAUCUAGAUGAAAAGCAGCAUCAAUUACAACAGCAUUCCGGUAACUCUCAGAAUUUUCAUCAAGAAGUAAAUGAAAUAACCCGUUCAGGGAGUGUUUGUAGUGUUGACAGCCUUGAGGCUAAAGAACAAAACGGAAGUUGCACAGAACCCUGUAAAAUCUCAUCUUUAUCUACUCAAGAGGAGUCUUCCAUCCAGCAUCCAGGAGGAUCAAAGAGCAAAAAUAGACGUUUCUCUGCUGAACAUGAUGAUUCUUUUUCUACAGAUCAGCAUGUGAAUAAUUGGCUUAUAAAUUUAAAAACUUCAGACAUUAAGGCAACCUCUCCUUUCCGUGAUAUUUUAAUUAAAUACAAUGUUGUCCCAUCUGAUGAAGUCCGAUGCAACCCUGACCUGAAAUCAUUAGUGCCAACUUCAUCUGAACAGAGAGAGUCUGAGACAGGUGCUUCUGAUGGCAAUCUACCUUCUGUACAAAAUAAAACAGAAGACAAAAGUGUUCUGUUGAAAUGUCCAUCUUCAAACAUAAUUAGCACAGGGGAUCCUUUACCUGCUGACAGCCCUGCAGCCAAAUUAAAUAAAGCAUGGCCUGUCCCUAAUCCUUCUCCUGCAGUUGCAGAACAAGAGAACUUUGAACUUUCUGAAAGCAACAGAACUUCAUCCACAGAAACUUUCAUUCCCAAUGUAGAUUUGUCUAAUCAACAGUGGAAUGUCACUUCCUAUUUCAGCAACAGCUUCUUACUUAAUUGCAUGCAGAAGGGGAAAGAUAUUCAUGCAGCAAGGUGUACUGAAGAUACAGACUAUGCAGUUGAAGUUAAAGGUGAAAAGUAUUCUGACCAUGUUAACGUUGAGGCAUCUACAUUUGAAGAGCCUUCUAGAGGCAGCACUGAUCAGCACAAAGACAACGAAGAAGGAAAAGAGGCUGAAAUUAUUUUACCUGUGCCCCAAGGAGAGGUAGCAACCAAUUUAUCUGACCCCGAGCAGCAGAAGAAUGACAAUAUUUGUGAGACAAAAGUGACGAAGCUGCCAAAAAGCAUUUUAAAAAAGGAAUCUAAAUAUGAACUUGGCUGUUUCAAAGCAAUGGUUGUAAACAGGGGUAUCAAAUUUGGACAUCAGCCUGUGGCUUCUGUUAGAGACAGUGUUGAAUUGGCAAAAAUAAAAGGGAAAGAUGGGGAAGCUCAAAGGAAUUGUAAAAAGCUUAGGUGGUUUGAUGAAAUUAACAGAGUAGUGGAAAUUAAUAAUAAUGAAAAAAAUUCAGAGUCAUGUGUUAGUGAUAUAUCUCAGGCACAAUCCCAAGCACCUGGCUUUCAGCUUAAAACCACUGCUUCUAAAACUAAUCUAAGAAGUAUUCCCUCCUGUUUGCUCAAUUCUGUUUUUGCAGAAAACAAUUCAGAGAAUUCUCAGAUAUCUGCCAAACUUGCUACUGUUGGAAACUCAGAAAGAGAUAAUACAGUGCACAACAUCUUGGUGCCUAAAGGAUAUCAUAUUGCUAAACAAGCAUGGAUGGCAUCAAGAAGUGAAGAAAUGAUACCUUUUAUUUAUAGUUGUGAUCCUAAAAGUCCAAAAACUAAUCCACGGAAAGGAAGAAUGAAAAUGAUCAAAAGACCAAAAUCUGCCAAAGUCCCAUCAUCGACCAUAAUAGCUAAAAAUCGGAAGAAUGCCGUUAUUCGACCACAGUCUGCUAGUGAAGCUACUAAGAUUGUAAGAGCGUCAGGCAAAAUCAUAACACCCCACCCUCCAUGUAAGCCUAUACAAAGCAAAAAGCCAGAUGAAAAUCCUACAAAUGCCUUAGGUCAAUCAUCAAAUUUGUGUAAGCCUUCCACAGAUGUCGAAUAUAAUCAGAGUGACAAGAAUCUUUUGCCUGAAUGUCAAACUUUGGGAAGAGUUUAUACAGACGAUCCUUCAACUUCAGGUAGCUCUUGUCAUUCUCAAAUAACAAUGAUCAGACCUUCUUACAGUAUAUACACCUAUGAGCCUUUGACAAAGUCAAAGUGCAUUAUGAAUUCGAUUCCACCAGUUGUCCACUACAGCAAUAUUUCAAGGAGAAGUCCCAUGUUCUCAGAAAAUGGAUUAUGUCCGGAUCGUAUACCAACUGAUGAAGAAAUCACAAUUUUGUGGCAAGGAGUACAUCGUGCAUUGGUUCAAAGGGAUGGUGCUGCUGGUGAUUCACAGCAUUAUGCUUCCUUGUGCAAUAAUUCAAAUAAUGGUGACUUGCAGCACGCUCGAUCUAAUGUGUCUCACAUCACUAUAGAUGGUGGCCAUCUGAUGAGCAAUAUGAAAUCAGGUGUUAGGGUGAAUCCUAUUUUGUCUUCCCAACCAAGUGCCCAUUUUGCUUUUGCAAGACGAAAACAAAUUAAUGACAAUAAUGAAAAUAAACGCAAGGCUCUUUUAGAACAGAGGAGACAAAUGCCAGCCUCUUCAGCAAGGAAACCCACUGGUGCUGGGCAGAAUAUAUCACAAGCCCCAAUUCAAGUGCAUUCUCAAUGUAUGUUCGAGCCAGUCCGAGUCACAGGUGGCAUCAAUCAUUCUGAUGAAGAUGGUACUACCCAGUUCAUAAUACCAGAAAACCUUGUGAAUUUGUCAGCUGCAGAAGGUGAAAUUUUGGCUGGGUUGGAUACACCACAACCAUAUAGGCAGAUUGCAGUGCGAAAUAGACCCCCACGGCAAGGAAUGAGUUCUCUGUCAUUUGAAGAGCACAAAGUUCUUCAGUCCCUUGACCGCAUCAAUCAUCGGCUACAAAAUGUUCAUGAAACAAUUAACAAAAACCCAUCUUCUACAAGUGUUUUGCAGACUAUUUCCCCAUUGGUCACAUCUCCCUCAUAUAUGGAUAUAAUGCCUCACAAGCAAAGGUAUAGGAGCAUAUUGGAUGCCACCCAUAGCCUAAAGCAAAGAAGAUACUGACUUGGCCCUAAUAAAGGUUGCUGAACUGAGAUUUAUGUAAUAUAUUCUCAGUUGCUAUAUUUGUAACAUAAUUAUUUGCAACGUGCCUUAAAUGCUAUUUUUUUAAAAAAAUUCUUCAAAAUAAAGAUGUAACACAAGUAUUGACUGCUUGUUACCUAGUUUACAUUUAGGGCAAAAAUUAUUUUAUAUAUGCACUUUACUGUAAAAUGUAUUGUAUUUUUUUAAGAAUGGAAAUACCUCAAUUUUAAAUGAGUGGCAAUGUUUGUAAAUUUACUGUAAAUUUUAAUUAAAAGGAAAAAAUUAUUUUGCUAUUGAUUAAAAUUAUGUAUGAGUUCAUCUAACUUUAUGGUUUUCAUUAAGCGCUAAUAAAUUUCUACUACAUUUU
This is a messenger RNA of Crotalus tigris (Tiger rattlesnake), 4371 nucleotides long. RefSeq names its product centrosomal protein 126 (gene CEP126). The transcript has 12 exons. Gene Ontology annotation, biological process: non-motile cilium assembly; mitotic spindle organization; cytoplasmic microtubule organization. The record is from RefSeq and is a predicted model, not a curated record. Lineage: Eukaryota; Metazoa; Chordata; Lepidosauria; Squamata; Viperidae. Gene Ontology annotation, cellular component: midbody; ciliary base; centrosome. Bases 342 to 3986 code for a protein of 1214 amino acids.